AGAGCGAAGAAGUGUACCAGCGCCAGGUGCUGUCUAUCUCCUGUAUCGUCUUUGGCAUAGUCGUGGUGGGCAUGCUUUGUGCAGCGUUCUACUUCAAAACAAAGAACCAAACAAAGCAAAUUCAUGAACAGCUGAAAGAAACACAGAAUAGGAAAACCUACAGCCUAAAUGCUUCCAGCAUGAUGGCAAAGUCGGAGUGUAUGGCUCAAAGCCAAGUCCAGAUGCAAAAUUAUUCAAAACCAGAUAGGCAUCCGGGGCCUAUUCUGCACAAAGUUAUGGAGUCUAGUUUUUCAGGCCCUCAGUCUUUCCCAGAGGCCUUGUGUCCUGACAGAGGAACCCAGCCCAUCAAGCAACACAGAAGUCUCUCUUCAUGCUGCAGCCCAGGACAAAAAAGUGGGAUGCUACAUAGAAAUGCCUUUCGGAGGACUCCUCCCUUGCCUCGGGGUAGGUUCAAUGGAAUUACAGGACCAGCAUAUCAACACCUAGAAGAGUCAAGGAUCACAGACCAGGACACAAUACCUUGUCACGGGUAUUCAUCCAGUGGUUUAAAAACUCCUCAGAAUACUUCAAUAAAUAUGCAACUGCCUUCAAGAGAGACACCCCCAUAUUUUAAUAACGUGGAUCAGAAGGACUUGGUCGGCUAUUCAUCUUCAAGGGCCAACUCCGUUCCCAUUAUCCCAUCUGUGGGCUUGGAUGAAGCCUGCAUGCAAAUGCAAAAUGUUGCUGAAGUAACGGGCAUCAAAUGGUGCAAAAACUCCUAUUCUGCUGAACUUGUCAAUGUGAGUUCCCCAGUCAGUAAUUGUCUUAUAGCAGAACAACACGAAGUAAAAAUAUUGCUAGAAACUGUGCAGGAGCAGAUUCGGAUUCUGACGGACACGAGGCGGUCGGAGGACUAUGAACUGGCGAGCGUAGAAGCAGAGAGCAGCGCGAGUGAAAACACAGCGUUUUUGCCCAUGAGCCCCAUGGCCAAGUCAGAGCGAGAGGCACAAUUUGUCUUAAAAAGCGAAACGCAAAGAGACUCGGUAUUGACCAAGUGA
This is a messenger RNA of Acanthisitta chloris (rifleman), 1037 nucleotides long. It is a transcript of the gene NRG3, whose product is annotated as neuregulin 3. Gene Ontology annotation, molecular function: chemorepellent activity. The transcript is spliced from 5 exons. The annotation marks the transcript as partial. The record is from RefSeq and is a predicted model, not a curated record. Gene Ontology annotation, biological process: animal organ development; intracellular signal transduction; nervous system development. NCBI's taxonomy places the organism in Eukaryota, Metazoa, Chordata, Aves, Passeriformes, Acanthisittidae.